UGGAAACCUAGACUACUAUAUUUACAAACCUUGGGUACACGUUCUGGUGAUUUCAAGAUUUAAAAUCUAAAUAAAUAAGUUUCAGGGAACAGUUUUCGAUGGGAAACAAAGAAAAGAAGAAAAACAAAUAUAGAUCCAGAUCGAGAGAUCGAUCAAGAUCAAGGGAACACAAGAAGAGAAAGAAGGAAAAAAGAAGGCCAUCUUCAUCUGAAGAAAGUUCGGAUGAAUCAGACGCUAGCAGAUCAAGGUCAUCUAGACAUAAAAAGUCGAGUAAACACAAAUCACAUAAACAUGACAGACGUAAACAUUCGCAGUCACCUGAUCGUAAAAAAUCUAAACGAGCUGAACCAAUUGACCCUGAGAAACGGAAAGAAGAAAUCAGACAAGAAAAAGAAUUAAUAAAAGCUUUAGAAACACCUGAAGAAAAGCGAGCAAGAAGAAUGGCUAAAAAAGAAUUAAAAGAAAGAAAGAGGAAAGAAGAAAUGGGUUGGGAUAAAGAUUAUGUUGGUUAUUCUAAUGCUGAUAAUCCAUUUGGUGAUGAACAUUUAAUGGAUACGUUUGUGUGGAAUAAAAAGUUAGAUAAAGAAGGAAAAAAAGAUAUGAAUGUCGUAGAUUUACAACGACAUAAUAAAAUCAAGAUGGGAGAAAAUAGAAGAGAAUUAGAGAAAGUGAAGAAAAGACGACAGGAACGUGAGAAACAGAUGGAAGAACGAGAUCAAGAACGAGAACAAUUACAGAGAGAGAAAGAAGCUGAAUAUUAUAGAACAUGGGAGUUACAGGAAGAUAGCUUUCACUUGAAUCAAGCCAAGAUGAGAUCACAGAUUCGUAUUCAAGAUGGCAGAGCUAAACCUAUAGAUUUAUUGGCCAAAUAUAUUAGUGCUGAAGAUGAUAAACUGGCAAUAGAGAUGCAUGAACCAUAUACAUAUCUUUAUGGUCUGACGAUUACAGAUUUAGAAGAUUUAUUAGAAGAUAUUAAAGUUUAUUUAGAAUUAGAGCAGGGAAAGAAUGCUGAUUAUUGGAGAGAUAUUAUCACAGUGUCGCAGGAUGAAUUAAAUAAAUUACGAAAACUAGACACCACUAGUAGAGAAUAUUUCGGUGAUCGGCGUGAUGGGAUAAAUCAAGCGGUAACUACGGAAGUAGCAGACGUAUUUAAAGGUAAAUCAACCAAUCAGCUGAAACUAUUGGAAACACAGAUAAAAAGUAAACUAGAAGGAGGAGAAGGGAUUGAUAUUGGAUACUGGGAGUCGUUAUUACAACAAUUAAAAGCUCACAUGGCCAGAACGAGGCUGCGUGAACGACAUCAAGAUGUAUUACGACAAAAACUGCACGAAUUAAAGAGAGAGCAAGGUAUAGAACCUACUCCAUUAUUUCCUGUUAAAACUGAAGAUGGUGAAAAUAACAUAUCGACAUCUAGCCCAGGCGACACCACCACUAGUAGAACUAUAGAUCAAGUUGACAUUAAACAGGAAGAACAGCCAUCGACGUCUGGUACAACUGAGGCACAACAGACUGAAGAAGGAAAAGAUAACUCUGAUGAUGAUGAUGAUAGUUCAGAGGAAGAGAUAAUAACAGAAGCUGAUAUUGAACAAGGUUUUAUUGAUGAGUACGAAGCAGGAGGAUAUUCACCGAAACUAAUGCAACCGUCGAACCUCGAUAUUGAUGCCGUUGUUUAUGAUCCCGUUGAUGACCUCAAGAAACUGGAGCUAGCCAGAAGUCAAGUACAAAGUACUGGUCGAGUCAGGCUUGACGGAGAAACAGAGUUUGAGAAGAAAGCAAGGGAAGGCAUGAAUGAUGAUGAAGCCACGUUUAGUGUAGAAGUAGCCUUGGAUAGCCAGGCUUUUCUAUGGUCUGAUAAAUACCGUCCUCGUAAACCCCGAUUUUUUAACAGAGUUCACACGGGUUUUGAAUGGAAUAAAUACAAUCAAACACAUUAUGAUAUAGAUAAUCCACCACCAAAAAUUGUUCAAGGAUAUAAAUUUAAUAUAUUUUAUCCUGAUUUAAUAGAAAAAUCGAAAACACCAGAAUAUACAGUGACCCCAUGUGAGAAUGAGAAAGAUUUUGCUAUUUUAAGAUUUCGUGCCAGUGCUCCAUAUGAGGAUAUAGCUUUUAAAGUGGUAAACAGAGAAUGGGAAUAUUCAUACAAACGUGGAUUUCGCUGUCAGUUCACCAAUAAUAUCUUCCAACUCUGGUUUCAUUUUAAACGAUUUCGUUACAGAAGAUAGACUGGAUAUUCAAGAUAGACAGUUUAAUAUUAUAGUUGUAUUGACAAUGACAAUGGGGCUGGAUAUUCAAGAAGGUAUUCCAAAAUAAGGAAGUUGAAUAAAUUACAAUAUAGAAGGAGGAGGAAGAAGAAUAUUAAAAUAUGUACGAGUAAACAAAAAAGAAGGUUAUUCCUAAAUAACGCGAUAUUGACAAUACCGUUAAGGCUGGAUAUAUUCAAGUCGUUAUUUCUAUAUAAGGAAGUUGAAUAAAAUUACAGUGUAAAUAGAGACGGAGAAGAAUACUUGUUCAAGUAACAAGAACGUAAUUACACGAGGAAAUCAAGAUAAGAUUAAUAUGAAUAAGACCCUGUGUACAACUGGGUCAGGGCUCAUAUUUUAACAGGUCUGACAGUUAAACAUUCCAGCUUGUCAUAUGCUCUAAAUUUAAUUCUGGUUUAAAUAUAUGAAAUGACAUAAAAUGGAGUUUAAAGCAAGCCUGGAAAUAACGGUUUUAGAUGUACCCGACAAAAUGUCCGGCACUAAUGAAAUAGUACCCGACAUUUUCAACUUAGUGUCGGACAUGUAUUAAUAAUAUCAAUAAAAAAGACAAAUCAUUGCUGAAAAAAUGACAGGCACCAGCGGUUUUGUGCCUGACAAACCCUGAAUCUGUGCCCGACAUUGUCUGUGACAGGUGCCUUAUUUCCAGGCUUGGUUUAAAGAUACUUUCUCAGAAACGUAUUUAUCAGGUGGUUAUUUCUAAAAAAAAAAUGUAUGGCAAUUUUGGUAUAUAUGGAAUGUAGAAAUAUCCAAUCUUACUAGAAAAAUAUUGGAUUCCCUUAAAAACACUCAUGGGAUACAUACAGGACAAAAAUGUAAGGGUUUCCGUAAUCGACAGCCCGACGAUUACAUGAAGGAAUGUCUGCUUGCGUCAUGUCAAAGGUAGCACGCGAAGAUUGAGCGCUUGAUGUAUAUGGUGAUAAACUUUAUGAAGAGUUAGACAUACAACACUUUCUGAGAUAAAAACCAUGAAAAAAGACGUGGGCAGUGGAUAAUCUGAGAAUUUAAUUAGGCUUCUACAUUUAUGAUUUAUGGAUAGCGAUUAAAGACAACAUCGUCUUGUGUAUGCAAUAAAUUCUCCUCUGGCUUCGCACCCAAUUCUAGGUAGUGCGUCAGCUAAGUCACGUGUCACAAACAUGACUUCUUUUAAUAGAUUUUUUAUAGUAGGGGUAUUCCCUCACGAAAACAGUGUUUUGAGAAGGAUUUGAAUAUGUUUUUAGUCCAAAUACAUCAUCAAAUCACUGAGUUUGUACACAGGAACGUAUCUUUAACAUCCUCCUGUUCUGCUUCGACUGGGCUAAUGAAGACAAGCAUACGCCAUACAGUGUACUAUGAGGGAUAUAUGGAUGAAACCUACAUUCAAUCCACGUUUCAGUGAAAUAUAAAGGAAAUUAAAGUUAAUAUUUCUGUCUUGUUUGUUUUUUUAGUCAGUCAUAUAAGUAAAGAGAAUAAUAUGAUGUAUAAAUGUAAAUAUUGAUGAACAUCUGUAUAUAUAAUCUAUAAAUAAACAUCUACAUCCAUCUUGAA
Messenger RNA from Patella vulgata (common limpet), 3785 nucleotides. Its product is annotated as splicing factor Cactin. Gene Ontology annotation, cellular component: spliceosomal complex; cytoplasm. Gene Ontology annotation, molecular function: protein binding. The record is from RefSeq and is a predicted model, not a curated record. The coding region runs from base 99 to 2222 and encodes 707 amino acids. Gene Ontology annotation, biological process: mRNA cis splicing, via spliceosome. The transcript is spliced from 19 exons. Lineage: Eukaryota; Metazoa; Mollusca; Gastropoda; Patellidae.